This is a messenger RNA of Plasmodium fragile, 492 nucleotides long. RefSeq lists its product as uncharacterized. The transcript has 4 exons. Bases 1 to 492 code for a protein of 163 amino acids. NCBI's taxonomy places the organism in Eukaryota, Apicomplexa, Aconoidasida, Haemosporida, Plasmodiidae. Gene Ontology annotation, biological process: maturation of SSU-rRNA from tricistronic rRNA transcript (SSU-rRNA, 5.8S rRNA, LSU-rRNA). Gene Ontology annotation, cellular component: nucleus. The record is from RefSeq and is a predicted model, not a curated record.
AUGAGCGAUGACGCGUCAAUUUUAUUCUACGAAGGGAUUAACCUGAUUUUUGAUAAGUGGACUGUUCUCCGUUUGGCUGUGACGAACAACUGGGGAGGGCCAAGUUCGGAAGAGAAAAAAAAAAAACUAAUCGAAUAUGUUCACAGCUACGUGUUGUCGGCUAGCAGCCCAAAACACAAACUGUGCGACUACUUGAGGGACGAAAUGAACACCUUGUUCAACGUAGACAUUGAGGAUGACAGUGAUAUCGAAGUCUCCGAUUUGAUAUUGGACCUGUACAGCAACUUGAAAAAGAACAACCUGGACAUUAUAGAACAAAUCAAACAGAUAAAGGAGUCCGACUUGACGCACUGCAAGGAAAACAACUUAGUAGAGGAAGCCUACGAUUCUGAAGAGGCUGAAUCGGGAAGUGAUUUUUCAGACGAAGAGCAGUCAGGGAGUGACUACUCGCAUGAGGACCAUUCUGAUGGAGAAAAACCAAACGGUCAAUAA